AUGAUUUCAAUACGUUUAUUAAUAUUUUGGGUUAUUUUAUGUUUGCUAGCAUAUGACAUACAAAGAAGAGCUUUAGUUGUCUUAAAAGUUACUAACUUUAUAGAUAAGUAUGGAAGAAAUUUGACAGUUGAUGAUUUUAAUGCAUUACCAGGUUUUAAAAAUAAAAUUCAAGAAAUUGGAACACCAGCAAUAAUUUUAUUAAAUAAGUAUGCUUUAAAUAUUACAUUAAAUUUCUUGUGUAAUAUUGAAUCAUUUAAUGAAACAAAAUCAAAGAUAUUAUUAAUAUCUUUUGAUAAUACUUCAUAUAAUAUUUUGAAACAAUCUUUUCCAAACAUACAUAUUUAUCGAUUUUAUUCAAAACCUUUAGAAGAAAAAUUUAAACGUGGUGAAGGGACUUAUCAAUUUUUUCAAUAUUUUCGAGCUUCCCUAUCAGCAUAUCUUACAAAAAUAACUGAUGAAUUUUGGAUGAUACAAUGUGAUACAAUAUGGAGAGAUGAUUUAUUUAAAAAUAUAGAAAAUAAUAAAAAUUUAAAAUUAGAAAAUAGUUAUAAAAUAUUACUAGAUUCUGAGAGUGAUGAAGGAUUAUUAAAAAAUAUGACAGCUGGUGGAUAUUUUAAAGUUAAAAGUAGUAAAGAAACAUUUGAAUUAUUUAAUUUUGUUAAAGAAAAUCUUGAGAAUAGACUUGUGACUGAUAAUAAUAUGAUGAGUCAAUAUUGUUAUAAAUAUUUUACUUCAGAUGAAAGUAAACCUUUAUGUAAAUUCAUUCCUACAACUUUGAUGAGUAAUUGGAGAUUGAAUAUUGAAAAAGUUAAAGAACUUCCAUUAUUUCUUCAGUAUGAUGGUGGUGCUGGUGCAGAGGAAAAAUUUAAAAAAUUUGAAGAAAUAGGUGCAUUAUUUGUUGAUUUAUCAACAUACAAUAGUAAUAAAGUUUCUUGUAUUAAAAAAAGAAGUAAAAAUCCAACAAAAAGUUUAAAAACAGAAUUAAUAAUGAAAGAGAGUAAAAUACAAAAUAAAUUAAAUAUUUUAGAUAGAACAUUAUGUUGGAUAGCUGAAUUUUUAAUAAACACUUUUCCAUAUGUUGAAUAUUAUAUGAGAUCAUGGAUAUAUCCUGAUUUUUCAUAUAUUCUUACAAUAUAA
Molecule: messenger RNA, 1137 nt
Organism: Strongyloides ratti
Lineage: Eukaryota; Metazoa; Nematoda; Chromadorea; Rhabditida; Strongyloididae
Product: Nucleotide-diphospho-sugar transferase family-containing protein
Exons: 2
Coding region: 1-1137 (378 amino acids)
Source: RefSeq, a predicted model, not a curated record